Messenger RNA from Halteromyces radiatus, 749 nucleotides. RefSeq lists its product as uncharacterized. Lineage: Eukaryota; Fungi; Mucoromycota; Mucoromycetes; Mucorales; Cunninghamellaceae. The transcript has a single exon. Bases 32 to 490 code for a protein of 152 amino acids. The record is from RefSeq and is a predicted model, not a curated record.
CUUUUUUUUUUUUUUUUUAUCGUCGUAUAAAAUGAUGAUUUCUAGUAGGAUAUGGAGUUACGGUAAAAGAUAUAUACAACCAUCAGUGAUACGAUGUCCAACAACAACAACAAUAUUACGACCAGUUCGACAACAAGUACGAUCCAUGGCGACGAUCCAAACAACCACUGAUGUACAAACAGCAGCGUAUCACUUUAAGCAACAGAAACAUUUACCUUAUGUACUAGAGUAUCUCAUGUGGGUUGUGUUUGGAUCUGAAUGUCUCCACUUGAUCUGGCUGAAAUCGGAAUACAAGGAAUACAAGGAACACUCACAACAAAAGAUCGCCCUGUUCAAGGAAUUACUGCAUCUGUUGGAAUCUGGUUCUCCUGUACCUGAAUCUCUUCGUGAGGAAAUUAAAAUGUUGAUGUUGGAUGAGAAAUUCAACAAGAACUUACAUCAAGAUAUUGAAGAUGACUAUGUGGAAAAAUGUAAGGAACAUCAAAGAUAAAAAUGAUAAUAGGUUGACCUUUUUUCUUGAAUGUUAGGGAUUGCCUUAUCAGAAGAAGCAGAAAAAACUUCUACAACAUCCAUGGAUACCACCCAACAAUCACAUCAAGUGACCGAGGAAAAUACCAAGGCACCGUCAAGUGAAAUCAAACAACACAAAUUCAUCAUUUAGAUUAUAGACUAGACUAUUUAUUUAGAUAUUUUCAUCAAAUAAAAAGUGACAUUUUUAUGAAUUGAUCGAAUCUUUAUUUCUUUCAACU